AUGAGCUCGCCAGCGCAAGCCGGACCUUCGGUCCCGAAGGAGAAGAAGGGAUUUGGAAAGAUCUUGUCUCGUGCCAAGACCGUCUUCAAGAGAGGAGAUGGUUCCUCCAAGCGCAUGUCGACUCUGUCCACCGCCGGCCAACAGCCUCCCUCGCAGACCAUCACUCCCGGUCAGUCCACUGCCCCGGCUACCGAGCAGCCUGCCGCUGCUGCCACUACUACCAAGGAAACCAAUGAGGCUCCUAAGAGCAAGUACGAGGACCUCCCGGGUGUAGUCAGGAUUCCCCGGGCCGAACUCUUCGAGGAGCGCGCGAGGAAGUUGGGCGAGAGAUUCGGUCUCGAAAUCAAGCAGAGCGAGUGGAUCUCCACCGAGGGCACCGCUCUUCGUGUUGAGAAGCCCAUCCGCAUGCGCGUCCACCGAACCUGCCACAAGUGCAACGCCACCUUCGGUGCCGCCAAAGAGUGCCCCGGCUGCCAACACUCCCGUUGCACCAAAUGCGUCCGUCAUCCGCCCAAGCGGACCGAGGCCGAGCGCAUCGCCAGCCGGGAGAAGCGGGCCGCCAUCCUCAAGGCCCAGAAGGAGAACCCUCCCAUUGUCCCCGACUACUCGUACGACCUCAAGGACACUAAGGACAUCGUCCUCAAGCGUCCCAGUAAGACUGGAGGACAGGAUCUCAUCUACAAGAAGCCCCGUCAGAGGAUAAGGAGAACAUGCCACGAGUGCCAGACGCUCUUCACUGCCGGCAGCAAAACCUGCUCCAAGUGCAACCACAACCGCUGCACCGACUGUCCCAGAGACCCGCCCAAGAAGGACAAGUAUCCUUUUGGCUACCCUGGCGAUGAGUUUGGACCGAAUGCUGUGCCGCAUCACGAAUGCCACAAGUGCAAGACGAUAUACCCUGGAGGCGCCGCUGACGGGACUGCAUGCAAGAAGUGUGAACACGAGAAGUGUGGCGACUGUCCUCGUUUGAAACCACGCAAAGUCGAGCCGGAACCCGACCCAGAGAUCCUCAAAAGCAUACAGGCCAAGAUCGAGAGUUUGAAACUCAAGUAA
Colletotrichum graminicola M1.001 is the source of this 1053-nucleotide messenger RNA. RefSeq lists its product as uncharacterized. Lineage: Eukaryota; Fungi; Ascomycota; Sordariomycetes; Glomerellales; Glomerellaceae. Bases 1 to 1053 code for a protein of 350 amino acids. The transcript is spliced from 3 exons. The record is from RefSeq and is a predicted model, not a curated record.